Molecule: messenger RNA, 1182 nt
Organism: Lutzomyia longipalpis
Lineage: Eukaryota; Metazoa; Arthropoda; Insecta; Diptera; Psychodidae
Gene: kune
Exons: 2
Coding region: 43-729 (228 amino acids)
Biological process (GO): septate junction assembly; regulation of tube size, open tracheal system
Cellular component (GO): membrane; septate junction
Source: RefSeq, a predicted model, not a curated record
ACUCAGAGGGGAAAUUCGCCGCGAUAGGUUGUCAAAACAAAAAUGGGAGCCAGCACAAAAACAAGUCGAUUUGCUGUAGGACUCACUGCCCUAUCCUUCCUGUUUAUCCUCGUGGCCUUUGUUUCACCCUACUGGUUGCAGCACGAUGGGCUCAACAAGGCGCCAAAGUUCCUUCAUUUAGGACUCUGGGAGGUGUGCUUCAGUAAAUUUCAGGAUAUAAAUCGCUGGUACGAUGUCCGCUUUACGGGGUGCAUGUGGGUCUUUGAGGAAGAAUACUACAUAAUUCACGACUUCCUGCUGCCGGGCUUCUUCGUGGCCACUCAGUUCUUCUUCACCAUCUGUCUGACACUGCUACUCAUCUCACUAUUCCUGACUGCCCUCUUCCUUGUUUCAUCGAAGGAUGAUGAUCGCUACAUCAUGCUGCUGCUAACAAAUGGAGCUGUGCAAGUUCUCGGAGCGACGUGUGGCCUAAUUGCUGUUAUCACAUUUGGUGCUCGUGGCGAUGGGCGCGACUGGAUGCCCAAUUGGGAACACAACAACAUGGGAUGGGCCUUUGCCUUAGCUGUUCUCGGCACAAUGAUGCUCUUCCCGGCAGGUAUUCUCUUCCUCGUGGAGGCAAGGAAGAUUAAAUAUAAGCGGCUCAACGAAAUCGGUACCAGGGAGGCCAGUGCCUACAGUAUGGACGAUCGAAAAGUCCAUGCAAGUGGCAGUGGACACACUGAUAUCUAAUCUGGAAGGAUAGCUCCCGUAGUACAGAGAGCUCAGUCUGUCCAUUUUAAGUACAGUCGUGACUACGUAGUAGGACCGUCGUCAAAAAGACUUUUCCGCAGUAAAACGACUUCAGAAUGAGGAAAUUUGUCUUCGCAGUGGGCCCUAUCCUCCUCCAUGGAGGGUCAGGAUACGUAGGUAAGUGGGACAAUUAGUGCGAAGGCAAAUUUCCUCAUUUUGAAACCGUUUUAUCGCGGAGAAGUCUUUUUGACGACGGUCCUACUACGCAGUCACGACAAUAUUUUCUACAUUUCCGUCAUUUCUGUAGUUUUAAGACUUUUAAGAUCACUAAGCCGUCCAUUUAUAUAGGGAAUCUCUUGAUUAAGAUCUGUUUUAGUGAAUCAAAACUCAUGCAUUGAUCUUCAGUAUGUUCAUUGGUACUGAUCAAUAAAUAUUUUUACCUAUUUUUAGAAA